GCUGGGAGAUCGAGAAUGUAUGCAUGCAUCUCUGGCCCGCAACAUACGGGAGGUGGAGAGGCUGGCUCUUAGUGCUUGGAUUUUGGAACUAGAAGGCGCUUUGCAUGUACAUGGCUGGUACCUUGCCGAGAACGCCAAAUACGCUUACAAACAACACGUGAAAGGGACAAUUCGGUAGCUUUCAUGUACACAAAUCGUCCAUUC
This is a messenger RNA of Lasiosphaeria miniovina, 204 nucleotides long. RefSeq lists its product as uncharacterized. The coding region runs from base 20 to 178 and encodes 52 amino acids. The record is from RefSeq and is a predicted model, not a curated record. NCBI's taxonomy places the organism in Eukaryota, Fungi, Ascomycota, Sordariomycetes, Sordariales, Lasiosphaeriaceae. The transcript has a single exon.